CCCACAUUUUUGGUGACCUUCCAAUCUGUCUUCAUUUUAACAUCAGUUACGUACUGUUGCAAGCUAAGUUGGAGCGGGUGGGACAGGGUCAUGUGUUAUUUCGGGGGAGAAGCUACACGCAGUUUGCAACGUCUAAAGUGCAAAACAGACCAACCGCAAAACCCGUUUCCGUCAGCUGGCCUGCGUCAUUUCCCAAGGAAUUGUUUUCGAUGUCGCCAACUCGAUCUCGGUGAAACGGUACCUGUGGAUGGGAAAGAGCUGCUGGUGCUCUCGCGCCGCCGGGGAGAAUGUCGGCGGAAUCUUUGGCGCAGUCCUUUCAGAAGCUGCGCCUGCAGCACCCUGGCCGCAGGCCACCUCGAGGUCCCCGUCUGAUAAGAAAACGCCUUUAUUUACUGAGGGGACUGCCAGGAUCAGGGAAGACCACGUUAGCCAGAAAUCUAAAACAUCAGUUUCGUGGAGCAGUGAUAUUGAGUACAGAUGAUUAUUUCAUCAGAGAAGAUGGCUCAUAUUUAUUUCAGAAGUACCUACUUGACGAAGCUCAUGAAUGGAACCAUGAAAGGGCCAAAUCAGCUAUGAGACAAGGGAGGUCUCCAAUUAUUAUAGAUAAUACCAACACUGAAGCAUGGGAAAUGAAACCAUAUGUGAAUAUGGCACGAGAGAAUGGUUAUGAAGUGAAAUUCCGAGAGCCAGAUACACCCUGGAAAUUUGACAUUAGAAAAUUAACAAGAAUAAAUUCACAUGGUGUUCCGAGAGAAACAAUUGAACGAAUGAAGGAACGGUACGAGAGGAAUAUCACUAUUGACAAAGUGCUGCAUGCGGAAAGGGAGGCCUGAAAUAAUUGAUGCCAAGGUUAUCAACAGGUUGUGUUCAGAAGAGGAGCAAAAGCAAGACUGGGGAAGAGUUUGUACAAACUUAGCACAUUCAGAUUCCUGAUGAAGGACUUUUGCCCGAAACGUCAAUUCUCCUGCUCCUCAAAUGCUGCCUGACCUGCUGUAUUUUUCCAGCACCACACUCUCGACUCUGAUCUCCAGUAUCUUCAGUCCUCACUUUCUCCACAUUCAGAUUUAAUACUGGUGACAUAAAUCCAAAACAACCUGUGUAGGUUGAUAGAUCCAACAAAUUCAUAUUUUAAACAAAAUCAAAGAAAAUAGAUUGAAGUUUUUUAUUUAACUUUCAAAAAAGGAUUUAUCACUUCAGGUCUUUGAGCAGAAUUAAGGAUAAUGAAUGUCAUUAACAGCUGUUGUGCCUUAGUAAUUUUGUGAAGUACAGUUUGAUAAACCUUUUAACAUGAUCAUAGAUUAUGAGCCAGCAAUUACUGUGGUAAAUGUCCUUGAUGUAAUUUUUUUCAAAAGCUUUGAAUUUUAAUUACACCUUAACACAGGUUUAAAUUGUGAAAUGUAUACAACAGUUUGAAAUCCUAACUGCAGAUGUGUAAUUUAAUUCCUGCUGUUUGCCAUUCCUGCUCAGGAUGUGAGCGAUGUUAGCAUUUAUUGCUUAUCUUCAGUCACCCUGAGAAGGCAGUGGUCAUCUUGAACUGCCACACUUUUUAUUUUUUUGUAGCAGUUUGUUACAGCUGAGUGGAUUGCUAGGCCAGAAGAUAGUUAAUGUUAACUGUAUUAUCAUUUCUCUGCAGUUAACAUGUAUAAGAUGGUGUUGCUGGCAAGGGCAGUAUUUGUUGCCCAUCUCUAAUUGCCCUUGAACUAACUGGCUUGCCAACCAUUUCAGACGGCAGUUAAAACAUUAUUGUCUGGAUUCAUAUGUAGACAGAAGCAACCAAGGGCAGCUGAUUACCGCCUUUUAGAUUACUUACAGUGUGGAAACAGGCCCUUCGGCCCAACAUUUACCUAACACUACGGGCAAUUUAGUAUGGCCAAUUCACCUGGCCCUGCACAUUUU
Chiloscyllium plagiosum (whitespotted bambooshark) is the source of this 1896-nucleotide messenger RNA. Its product is annotated as NEDD4-binding protein 2-like 1. The record is from RefSeq and is a predicted model, not a curated record. Lineage: Eukaryota; Metazoa; Chordata; Chondrichthyes; Orectolobiformes; Hemiscylliidae.